AUUCUUACACGGCUGCGCCCGACCAAAGAAAAACGUCUGCAGUCUGCAGUCUGCUACAAUUUGAUCCCCAUUUCAAGACAAAUUUGGGUUCAAAAUGGUUUGUGAAUGUUGUAAAAACCCAUACUGUGAGUUCCUGUGGAAGUAUUACACCCCGAUUGUCCGGAUAUGGGGCAUGGGGACAGCUGCAGCUUUCUGGGCAGUAGGGAUCACGUCAUUAGAAACCAAAGAUUUCUAUGGAAUCUAUUUCAUUGUUGUGGCUUCCAUCAUCACGCUGCUUGAGGUGAUUUUCUUCUUUGAACCCUGCUUUACGAAAUGCUGCUCACCAGACAGUUGUUGUGGUAAGACGUGGACCAUCGUCUCUUGGCUCGACAACUGGAAACGAAGUGCCAUCUACAUCGCGCUCUCGGUCAUCUGUUUCUUGGACCACGAAAAUAUUUGGUCGAUUGUUGCAGGAGUGGUUUUGGACCUCCUAGCCAUACUCUACCUCCUCCGCACCUACCAGGAGCAAGCCCUCAUGCAUGCUGCCAGCGAGCAAACCCCCCAACAAGCCUCUGCCUCGACCACCAAGUACACCCGCUUCGAUGCCGGGCAGAGCACCAAGAGGAAAGAGAUGGACACUCUGGCUCCCGUGUCCAAGCAGGAAGAACCUGACGAGGACUACAUCAAGGAGGACUCCAAGAAUCCGUUCGGAGACUUCGACGACGAUGAUGACGCAGAUCCAGAAGGAGAUGCUGGCAUAUCACGAUAUCCGUAGUUCUGAACUCAGACAUCGGCUCCGAAAAUGCUUGCUGGCCAGUGUAUAUUGGACGUACAACGAGGUUGAUUGGUGAUCCUUUGAGAGUCAGCCAAACUUUGAAGAGAUUGGGUGCUAGCCUGAUGAUUCCAGAAUAGUACUGGAAAAAAAAUAUAUUCUGGAGACUUGUAUUGUUGUAUAUGUAUAAAACUUUCUGUAUAAAUUUGGUAAGGGGUAGCGUUUAAUUUGGAAGAGGUACAGUAUUGGAUGCAUUUUUAAUUUUUUUUUUUUUUUUUACAAAAGACAGGUUGGCUGAUUAGAUUUUUCAUUCAAAACGAAUAUUUUGCAGCUGCAGUAAUGGCAUUUAUCUUUUGUAUCAUCUUGAAAAAGCAAGAUUUUAGCCUUGUCAAAUCAGUAUAAGGCUGAACAUUACAAAGUAUUAACAUAUUUUUAAAACACUUUCUGAUUAAGGCUUGAAAUCAGUUCGUUUUUUUGUGUGAGUAGAGAUUGUGUAAUUGUAAUGGAAAGCUUUUGAAGCAUCUUGAUUUUUUGAGGAAUUCUGUGGCUCUUUGGGAUAAAAUUCAAAUAAUGUCUUUCUCUUAAUUUCAGAUCUUUGCAACGAGUAUAUUGUAAAAGGAUGUGUAUUUUUUUCAGUCAUUGCUAAUUAAGUUUUUCUGAACUUGCUAUUUAAUGCUAUUUAAUCAUUGAGAAAUAGCUAUAACAAUUGGUUUUAGUGCAAUGUAGCGUUAUCUGAAGGCUUUUUUGGGGUGGACUUGUUACUAUUUAAAUUGUAUUUAUGUUUAAGCUUUUGCUUUGCUAACUUAUUUCAUAACUCAAAAUCCAUCAAGAUUCAAAAAGGGGGG
Molecule: messenger RNA, 1596 nt
Organism: Patiria miniata (bat star)
Lineage: Eukaryota; Metazoa; Echinodermata; Asteroidea; Valvatida; Asterinidae
Exons: 6
Coding region: 95-754 (219 amino acids)
Source: RefSeq, a predicted model, not a curated record